Molecule: messenger RNA, 780 nt
Organism: Aspergillus mulundensis
Lineage: Eukaryota; Fungi; Ascomycota; Eurotiomycetes; Eurotiales; Aspergillaceae
Product: PDGFA associated 1 family protein
Exons: 3
Coding region: 1-780 (259 amino acids)
Cellular component (GO): cytosol
Molecular function (GO): RNA binding
Source: RefSeq, a predicted model, not a curated record
AUGGCGCCGCGCGGCCGUGGAGGAAAGUUCUCUAAACCGAGCCGAGGAGGUGGAAAACACUUCAGCCGCGACAUUCAAACCGUGGACAAAGAAGGAAACCCCGUUAGCAUGUGGCGGGAGCCCGCUGAUGACCCCGAAACUUCCGAAGAAGAAGAAGAAGAAGCCUCAACAGAAGAUUCCGACUCCGAGUCCGAGAACGAAGCCGACCCAAGCACCACAACACCCAACUUUCCCCGCGACGCCCCAGCCCAGGGCAAACCGGAGCUAAGUCGCGAAGAACGCCGCGCAGCCGCAAAGGCUAAGAAAGCCGCUGUCGCCGCGCGCAAGGCGCAAGGUCCCGCACAACCAGGGGAUAUUCCACCCAGCGACUCCGAGUCCGAAGCACCCGUGACAAAUGGCGAUAAGAACCAAGGUAAAGCCAGUGCCGCCGCAGUAGGCUCAGAGGACUCAGACCUUGAUCUUCCCUCCAAUCCAAAUUACGCAAAACCGAAGAAGACGCAUGAUGGUGAAGAAGGGGAAGCGCAGCUGUCACGUCGGGAACGGGAGGCUCUUGAGGCACAACAGGCACGUGAGCGGUAUAUGAAGCUUCAUGCGGAGGGGAAGACAGAUGAGGCGCGGGCGGAUCUGGCGCGGUUAGCGAUUGUGAAGGAGAGGCGGGAGCAGGAGAGGCUGCGGAAGGAGGCUGAGAAGGAGGAGAAGGCAGAGCUUGCCAAGCAGAGGGCCGAAGAGAGGGAGAAAAGACUCGCCAAGGGGGGAAAGAAGAAGGGGGCGAAGAAAUAG